Molecule: messenger RNA, 315 nt
Organism: Saprolegnia parasitica CBS 223.65
Lineage: Eukaryota; Oomycota; Saprolegniomycetes; Saprolegniales; Saprolegniaceae
Exons: 1
Source: RefSeq, a predicted model, not a curated record
AUGACCGUCACCUUCUUCGAGCACCCGGCGUACCAAGGCCAGUCGCUUACCGUCGCCGCGGCCGACGACGCCGCCGCCGCGCUCCAGCGCUGGUCCAAACCGAUUCAAUCCAUCACGCUCGAUGCCAACACGGAGCUCGUGACCUACGAUCGUCCAGAGCGACAAGGCCGGACCGCGAUCUGGCGCUCCUCGACAACACGCCUCGGUAGCUGGACUCAGCGCGUCGCUUCGUUCGACCUCCGACGAGCAGACACGGAAGCGACAGUGCUGGACACCAACUGGAAGCACCUCCGCGUUCCCACGGGCUACGUGCAA